AUUGUCUUGCAUAUAUAAGUGCACAUUAAAAAGUCAAAAAUAUUUGUCAAAAUUUUGUUUUUCUUUUCGCUAAAAAUCUAAAAAAAACUAAUUCAUUUCAAUAAUUACCGAUACGAAAAAUGGAUCUGAUUGAAGUGUCAAAGACAAUUAAACUCAGAGACAAAAGAGUUGUCGAUGAAAUAUCCAAGGAAUUGUACUUGGACACGUUUGACGGCAUUUACACAUGUGAUUUAAUCAUCAAAUGUGGCAAAGACCUUUUCGAGUACUCAGCUCAUCGAAUAAUUCUCGCAUCUGCGAGCAAAUUUUUGUAUGACGCUCUUUCAACAGCACCUCCUGGAACUAUUUCUGUUCUGAUAUUGCCAGAUAUUGAACCGAAAACAUUAAAACAAAUUCUGAAAUACAUCUAUAACGGUGAAAUUACUCUCGACAAGGAAGAUAAUUACCUGAAAUUUAUUGAGGCAUGCCGAUUUUUGGAAAUUCCAGAUCCGAUUCUGGUUAUAAACGGACUCAAAAUGGAAGUUGAUGAAAAAGAUUCAGUUGAAGAUGAAAAUUUAGUGGACUUAACAUGGAAUGAUGUUCAUGACUUUGAUGAGUCGUCACAAUUUUCAUCCGUUGAAAGUCCCGGGCAAUUAUGUCAAAAUAUGCAAAAUUAUGGAAACACAAAUUUUACUGAUUUAACUGAAGAACAAAAAGAAGCUACUUUAGCAAAAGCAAAGAGAUGCGCAUUCUUUGUUUAUAUUCGUUCAGACCGGAAACCAGAUGGAGACUUGAAUCAAAUAGCAGACGAAACAAUUCUAAGUUUCAAAGGAACGUAUAUUGGUGCUUUACACAAAUGCGGAUUUUGUAAAAAGGCUAUAAGAUUAUAUUUUAAUAAGAAUCAAAAAUGUUGGCUAAAUGUUACUUUGAGAAAUCAUUUAAAGAUCAUGCACGGCGUAAAUAAUAUAAAAUCAGUACAAAAUUUUUUUUUUCACGAAAAUCAAAAUUUAGAAGAAAGAGGAUCUCGAGAAAGUGUACAAAAAAUGUGAUGAGAUCUCUAUAGACUUCCAGAUUUUUAUUCAAAACUUGAACAUCAAAGUGGCUUAAUUUUUUUAAUUUUAAAUUUAAAAGGAAUCAUUUCACAUAAUUUUCAACAUUUUUUAAUAAAGUUGUCGAUAACUUCAACAAUUUAUUUGUAAUUUUUUUUUAUAAAUCUUUUGUUUAUUUAUUUAUGGUACUUUUGUAA
Molecule: messenger RNA, 1222 nt
Organism: Culicoides brevitarsis
Lineage: Eukaryota; Metazoa; Arthropoda; Insecta; Diptera; Ceratopogonidae
Exons: 2
Coding region: 120-1025 (301 amino acids)
Molecular function (GO): protein binding
Source: RefSeq, a predicted model, not a curated record